This is a messenger RNA of Penicillium crustosum, 1017 nucleotides long. RefSeq lists its product as uncharacterized. Lineage: Eukaryota; Fungi; Ascomycota; Eurotiomycetes; Eurotiales; Aspergillaceae. The record is from RefSeq and is a predicted model, not a curated record. Bases 1 to 1017 code for a protein of 338 amino acids. The transcript has 2 exons.
AUGCACACAUUCGAUGACCAUGUGAUCCGAAAUGGGUCCCAAUUGUCUCAACCUGAACUUUUCCAGAAAGUUCAGUUGCUGCGGGAUGAUAUAGUGUCCCAUUUCAAGCGGGCCGAUAUUCACUUUCAAGAAUCCCCAAACAACCAGUCUUCGGAACCAUCCCAAGCUGUCGUUGAGCAACUCCACGCGCAGGUCGCGUCCGAGGUGCCAAUGGGCAGAUUAAAAGAUCACACUUUGGAGUCUGACUUCUGGAAAUUGUUUUUGGGCUCGUCGGCUGGCAUGAUUCCCUCAACUAAUACCCAGGGCCUGAAUAACCAAUCAAAUGACUUUAUCCCCAUUCCUGUGGCACCAUAUAUUGCUGAAACACACGCCAUACAAUAUGCAACCACACGCUUCACCCAACGGCUUUAUCGUGCUUGCGCUGAAAGUGGCCAUCGGUUUCUAUCAAAUCCCUCAUAUAAAGACGAAGACAUGUGGGAGUUCGGAUUACUACUACAAAGAAUGCCACGAGCAGACAUUCGAGAUUAUUUCGCACGUGUCGUCAACCUGGAACCUUGCCAUCCUAUCAUCGAUGCUCGAUUCCCAUAUAUCAGCCUCGGCGGUGCAGGAACACACUAUUUACAACCUUCCGGUGACGACUUUUCAGAUAGCUUCGCUCUCUUCCGAGCAACAAAUGGUGUGACUCAUGUUCCUGCAGACGAAGACUGGUUUGAUGUGCAUGAUGUCGAAAGAUACCUGCUCAACCGAGGUAUCGGUGUAGGCGAGUUUCCUUCGUCCACCCUUACAAUAAAUUAUCCCUCUAGUCCAGCCCCUGGGCAUUCGAACUUGGAGGCACCUCAGGGGGAAUUGCCCAACGGUAUGAUGAUGGUUAUCGAUGAGUAUAAAUUGAUCAACAGACUGAGCCAGCUUCCAGUCUCUCUGGGCUGUGUAGCUGGCUUUCGCCGGUCUGAUGUCGAGAGGGUAAUAUCCUACAAUGUCAGGUGGAUGUCAGUUGGAGAUACUGGCUCUCCGGGAUAG